This is a messenger RNA of Cladophialophora bantiana CBS 173.52, 2193 nucleotides long. RefSeq lists its product as uncharacterized. Bases 1 to 2193 code for a protein of 730 amino acids. Gene Ontology annotation, molecular function: nucleic acid binding. The record is from RefSeq and is a predicted model, not a curated record. Lineage: Eukaryota; Fungi; Ascomycota; Eurotiomycetes; Chaetothyriales; Herpotrichiellaceae. The transcript is spliced from 11 exons.
AUGGCUUCCUCCCCCCACUCCACGGAUGAGAACACCAACCACGGAACUCCAUCCACCAACCUCACUGCCUUCACCCCUGAGGCCGACUUCGGGUCCAAGGGUCGUGUCCCAGGCUUUGUCCAUCCUGUCUCGAAGCUUCGGCCGGCUAAGCCCAAGCAUGCCAGUGUCUGCGACGACUCCCAAGAGGACGUCUUCCUUACCGCCCCUGUCGCUGCCAAAGGUCCACAGCUCUCUCCCACUGCUGAGGUCUUUACCCCAAGAUUGUCCGCCGGCUUCAUGAACAAUGGCGGCCCGGCGCAGGUUGGAUACAUUGACCGUGCUCAUGACAAUAUCGGAACUCGUUUGCCUGCUAAGUUCGCAUACUUCCCGGUGAACGUCCCCGGAGCUCCGCGUUCUGCUCAAGUCCCUGCCGUUGAUCCUAAUGCCCUUCGCUAUGGUUUCGGCCUUCUUACGCUGGAUCAGACCCCUCACAAACCUGUGGCUGGGAUCUACCUACAUGACUUCAACAUCACUGAAGGCGUCUUCACCAUGAAUGAGAAAAGCAUCUCUCGUUCCUUCGCCGUUACAGGUGUCCCACUUUCAUUCGGAUCAAAGAUCAUCAGCCGCCACUUCCCGCCCGAGUUGUUCCCAAGCAUCAGAGGCAUCAAUUCUACAGACUUCGAACCCAGUGGUCUCUUCUCGUUGUCUUGCGAUGAUAUUCGCGACGCCAAACGCGCUGCCGAUGUCGCACAUGCCAUCUUGCCAUACAGCUAUAUCUUCCCUCUCACGGCAAAGAUGUACGCGUCUGACAACGGCCGGGAUCCAGAUCUGGUCACUGAUCAUGAAGGAGAAAUCAUCAUCAACAUCUACUACCACGGUCACGCGACUGCGCCACCGGUUGAAGCAGCUCCCGUCCUGGCUGAGAUCAAGCGUCUUCUUGCGCAAUGCGGCGAUGUCAAGGCUUUCCACACCAGCCCUGCUACUCAGACUCAUCUCCGAGAGAUCCGUGUCGAGUUCUACAACGCCAGCCUCGUUCACGUUGCCAGGGAUGUCAUCCGUGGAACCAUCAUUCAUGGAGCUGUUCUCGAUGUCAUCGCAUUGCAGCCUGACGUUCGUGUUGUUUCUGAGUUCGACGAGGAACACCACGAGCAGCUUUCCGUCACUGGUCGCUCCAGAGUUCCCUUCGACCCAGACUAUGAUCGUAUUGCCUUCGCGAUCCAGCGUGAUGGUCUUCGUAACGGUCGUCGCCUCAACCAGGCCAUGAACCAUAACGCCGUCGACAUCAGCCGCAUCCAGGCGGGCCUUGAUGUUCGCACCACUAUCAUGCUCCGCAAUAUCCCUAAUCGCGUUGAUCAAGCCAUGUUGAAGAAUCUCCUCGAUGUCACGAGCCGUGGCCGGUAUGACUUCAUGUACCUUCGCAUUGAUUUCGCAAACAAUUGUAACGUCGGAUACGCAUUCAUCAACUUCGUCGACUUUGUCCUUGCUCGGGCUGGCAAGCGCUGGAAUUGCUUCGCCUCAGACAAGAUUGCCGAGGUCUCUUAUGCCACCAUUCAAGGCAAGGAUUGCCUUGUUCAGAAGUUCCGCAACUCUUCCGUCAUGCUCGAGCAUCCUGCCUUUCGUCCCAAGCUCUUCGUUGCUGGCAACGUUCCCAAUGCAGGCCAGGAAGAGAAGUUCCCUGAACCCGACAACCACUCCAAGAUGCGUCGUUCAGUCGAGAAUGCCGAGCAUGUUGGUUUGUACCUCCCUCAUUUCCGUCCCGGCUGGUUUCGUGAGCGAUUCGCUGCUGGUGAUCGUUUCCGUCGUCGUCAACCAUUGCGUCGCCCUGGAAAGUUCAACGUUGAUGGGGCUCGCCGCCGCGGUGUCUACUUGCCACCUGCUCGUGCCACCAAGUCCGAAGUGAAGGGUCCCCAGGAUUUCGCAGCGAACCCGUCACCACCACGUCGCUCACCACCACGCCGCUCACCACCACGUCACUCACCACCCCAUCGCCGUAUGCCGUUCGUGAUUGACACCCGCAGCCCUUAUGACCCGUUUGCCGGUUGUCCCCGCGCUUUUCCACAAGGCCAGGUGUACCGCGAAGAACAGCGCCGUCGCCGUUCUCAAUUCGACCGAGGCACCCCCGGUGCUGAGAAUGAGUUGGGUGUUGCACCUCGCUAUCGUCUCCAAGAUCCUGCGCUUGAACACAUUGGCAAUCUUCAUCUUCCACGCUAUUAG